CUCCCUUGUCGAGUGCCUGCUUGCAUUACCAGAGCCCCCCCGCUAAGACCGGAGUUGCUUUCUUGUCCUUCGCCAUGAACGCUCUGCAAGGCCUCUCGCUGCUCGUUGGAGUGCUGCUGAUACGCCAGGCUGCUGCGUCCUCGGGCCCGGACCACCUUCCCUACUCCUGGUGCAACAACAGCACCCAGCUAUCGGACAAACUUGUCGCGGAGAUACAUGGUUACGGCCCGGUGGUCGCUGCCAUCAUCGAACGAGUGAUGCAGGGGCCGGAACAGAAUCAGACCUACGAGGAACUGGCCAACUUUGUGGACAGGUUCGGUGCCAGGAUGGCGGGAUCCAGGAACCUGGAGAACGCCAUCGAUUACAUGGUGGCGUUGCUUGGAAGGAGAGGACUGGACGCCGUAUACACGGAGGACGCCGAAGUACCCCACUGGGUUAGGGGCAAUGAGUCGGCAUGGUUGCUCAAGCCCCGGCUCCAGAGGCUCAGCAUCCUGGGACUCGGAGGCAGCGUCGGAACGCCGCCGGAAGGCAUCAUGGCUCCCGUCCUGGUCGUCAAGUCCUUCGACGAGCUUAGGGCCAAAGCCCGUCAGGCCAGGGGCAAGAUCGUGGUGUUCAACGAGGACUACACCAGCUACUCAAGCACGGUAGCGUACCGCGAGGACGGGGCGUCGGCAGCCCGUCAGGCGGGUGCCGUGGCCGCCCUGGUUCGCUCGGUGACCCCGUUCUCCAUCGGGAGUCCCCACACGGGUUGGAUGACGUACGGGGAAAACAACGCCGCGAGGAUUCCGUCGGCCUGCAUCACCGUCGAAGACGCCGAGUUCCUGGAGAGGCUGCAGCAGAGAGGGGUAGAGAUGAAGAUUCAGUUGGUCAUGGAUGCGAAGAACCUGCCCCACACGACGUCUCGCAAUACCGUCGCCGAACUGCGGGGUUCGACUGUUCCAGACGAGGUGGUCCUGGUGAGCGGUCACCUGGACUCGUGGGACGUCGGCCAGGGCGCCAUGGACGACGGCGGAGGCGCCUUCAUCGCGUGGCGGGCCCUGGCCGUGCUCCGCUCUCUGGGCCUCCGGCCGAGGAGGACGCUGCGCUGCGUUCUCUGGACGGGCGAGGAAGAGGGCAUCUGGGGCGGACGGGCCUACUACAAGCGCCACCAGAGCGAGGCUCCCAACAUGAACGUGGUCAUGGAGUCGGACAUGGGCACCUUCAAACCCCUGGGCCUGAUGCUGGCCAGCGCCAACCCGACGGCGCGCUGCAUGGCCGAGCACGUGCUGGGGCUGAUGGCUGCCCUGAAUGCCACCAGGCUCAGGCUGGGCGAUGACGGCCCGGACACCAAGCAGUGGGUGGAGCGCGGGGUGCCCGGGGCCACGCUGGACACGGCCAACGAGAAGUACUUCUACUUCCACCACACGGACGGAGACACCAUGACGGUCGAGGACCCGGUCAACCUGGACCUGUGUACAGCCUUUUGGGCGGCCGUUGCGUUCGUGUUCGCCGACCUGAGCGAGCGCCUGCCACGAUGAUGUCCCUUGACCCUCUUCGCUUCAGGGUUAUCGGCAACAUUAACUUGCCAUCAAAAUAAAGUACACGG
Messenger RNA from Ixodes scapularis (black-legged tick), 1585 nucleotides. Its product is annotated as carboxypeptidase Q. Gene Ontology annotation, biological process: proteolysis; peptide catabolic process. The transcript has 4 exons. The coding region runs from base 75 to 1517 and encodes 480 amino acids. The record is from RefSeq and is a predicted model, not a curated record. Lineage: Eukaryota; Metazoa; Arthropoda; Arachnida; Ixodida; Ixodidae. Gene Ontology annotation, molecular function: metallodipeptidase activity.